This is a messenger RNA of Guillardia theta CCMP2712, 2691 nucleotides long. RefSeq lists its product as hypothetical. Gene Ontology annotation, biological process: mitotic chromosome condensation; meiotic chromosome condensation. Gene Ontology annotation, cellular component: condensed chromosome, centromeric region. The record is from RefSeq and is a predicted model, not a curated record. The transcript has 15 exons. Bases 1 to 2691 code for a protein of 896 amino acids. Gene Ontology annotation, molecular function: histone binding. NCBI's taxonomy places the organism in Eukaryota, Cryptophyceae, Pyrenomonadales, Geminigeraceae.
AUGGACAAGGGGAGAAGCAAGCUGAGGAACAAGACAGAGGCGAGGAAAGAGCUGCUGCAGCAGGGGGGGAGGAUCGAGGACUCGGACUGCUCCUCGCCAACCUCAUCGUCCUCUGUCAGCAAGCAAGUGAUCCUCGAGCUCAUGGCAGCGAGAGGAGGGCAGCAGUUCCUCAGCUGCUACGUGAGGUUUGCGUGCAAGUUGUCGAGGCACGAGAAGCAGUCGACGAGGAUGUUUGCGGUGGAGGUGGCAGGGAGCUUGCUGCUGUCAGAGGGGAUGGGAAAGACCGGCGGAGAGAGUGAUGAAGGCCCUUCGGAGGAGAAGGACGGAAGAAGAAGUCAGCACUUCCGGGAAGUCAACGCGCCAUUGCUCCGUAUGCUGCUGCAGCGAUGCUCGGACAAGAUGCCAUCAGUGCGAGCCAAGGCGAUUGCCAACCUUGCGUGCGUGAUGGAGCGAGAGGAGCUGCUGCAUGCGCUGCUGCAACACAUGCAGGAGGAGCAGGGAGCAGGAGACUUGUCGACAAUGUCAAGAGAUCUCAAUCAGACCUCCGAGCAAGAGGUCAAGUUGCAGCUCGACUCACUCAUGGACAUCAUGAAGAGGAGAAGUGAAGAUAGCAAAAGUUUUGUCCGCAAGUCCUCCGUGCAGGUGCUGGAGGUAUUGUUGAGGCACAGGAUCGAGGCUGGAGAGGAAGAAAGCUCUCUGCUGCAGGACGUGAAGCUGCUCACGAAGCGAUGCACAGACAUCUCGGUGCUAGUGCGGAAGCAAGCUCUGGACUCGGUCACAAACCUCCUUCAGGAGGCAGCACAGCAAGAGAAGUCGGAACAGGUCGCUCUCCUCCAGGUCGCCUGCCGCAUCCUGGGGAGGAGGAAGCCCAGCGGGCUGCCGUCAGGGCUGACGAGGAAGAUGAUGACGCGGCUGAAGGCGAUCAGCGAGGAGGAGAAGGAGGAAGAGACGAGAAUCGGUUGUCCUGUGCGGCAGGGAGCAGCUCUCCGUCUUGCUACGAGGGCGGCAGCGCAUCUCUCAGACGAUUGUGUUGCCUCCCUCCUCGAAUCGCUCCAGCUGCACCUCAAGCAUGCUGACAGCCCUCCCCAGCUGCUCCAUGACAUGUGCAAGGCAGCUUUCAGCCUGUCGAGGCGGGAAACCCGCAACCCUCAGCUCGACCCCAGCUGGGCACAAAGGAUCUGCAACUCUAGCCUCCAGCGCCUCCAGCCGUUUGUGCAGCGAAGGCUGAAGGGAGCGAAAGGGAGGGAGGGGGAGGAGGAGGAGCGGAUGGUGCGCACGGUGUUUGUGGUGGGAGCUAUGGCGCUCGAGGGUGCGAAGAUCUCCACCACGCUGAGCAACACGAUCCAAGCGCUGCUGAGGCCUGCCAACCAAGUGCGAGAGGAGGAAGAGGAUGGAGCAGAACAGGAGCUGCAGUCGCACGUCCUCAUAGCGUUGGGAAAGAUGUGCAUGCAGGAUGCAUCCCUUGCCUCCAAGAUGAGUUCAGUUUUCUUCCGCGAGCUGCAGCUGACGAGCUCUCCGGUCAUCCGCAACAAUCUCCUCGUCAUUCUCUCCGACCUCUGCGUCCGUUUCACUUCCCUCGUCGACCCUCACGUCUCCAAGCUCGCCUCCUGCCUUCGGGACCCUAACGCCAUCCUUCGUCAGCACGCGCUGACGCUCAUCACCACUCUGCUCUGUACCGACUACGUCAAGUGGAAAGGCGCUCUCUUCUUCCGCUACAUCCUCGCUCUCGUCGACGAAAAUGAAGUCAUCCGCGACCAGGCGCGCAAGCAACUGUUCAACGUGCUGCUUCCCAAGAGCGGGCACCAGAUCUGCUCGGCCCAUCUGGUUGAAUCUCUCUUCGUCCUCAACGACUUCACCUCCCACGAGUCCUUCAACCGCUUCAAGGCCUCCCCCGAGGAGAGAACUCGCUUCUCCCUCCCGGGCAAGGGAGACAACCAGAGGAGGAGGAGGGAGAUCUACACUCUCAUGCUCGCCCACUGCUCCGACGAGCAGAAGUUUCAGAUCACCGCCAAGCUCUGCGAGGAGGUGCUUGGAGCCGUCGCCGACGGGACCAUGGGCCUGCAUGCUGCGGAGGACGUGCUGGGAGACGCACUCUACCUGCUCUCGAGCAAGGAGAUCAAACUCUCGGCCUUGCAGAAGACCAAGGCAGGAGACGAAGAGCGGGAGGAGGAGGUAGCGCAGGCAGCGGCAACAGCAGCAAGGAACAAGCUGCUGAGCCAGGUGGUGAAGAAGAACGUGAUGCAGAACGUGGUGCCGACGUUGGCAGGGCUGAAGGUGGUGCUGGAGGAGCAGCACUCGAGCCUCCUCGGCGACCUCAUGCGCUGCUUCUCCUCCCUCCUGCGCGAGUUCCGCUCCGAGAUCGACGACAUCCUCGCGUCCAACCGGCAGCUCGCCUCAGAGCUCCUCUACGACCUCCGUCUGGAGGAGACUCGACCGCGUGCUGAGGAGGCGGCGGGAGGCGGCGGGGAAGCGACCGGCAGCUCGUUACUCUGCUCUCCGGGCACGAGCCGCUCACAGCAGGCGGCAACUCCGCUCUCCAUCCCCAAGCUGAACCAGAGCGCGGCGAAGAGCGCGGGGAAAGGGAUGGCAGAGAAGAGGAGGGGAGAACUGGAGGAGACCUCAAAGCGGAUCGAGUUCAACGACGAGAACGAGGACCCACGGAGACGAUCGAAGAGGGCGAGGAGAAGCUGA